Molecule: messenger RNA, 2344 nt
Organism: Dreissena polymorpha
Lineage: Eukaryota; Metazoa; Mollusca; Bivalvia; Myida; Dreissenidae
Exons: 10
Coding region: 355-1338 (327 amino acids)
Source: RefSeq, a predicted model, not a curated record
UAUCUUUUUGGGGCCGACCCAAAAACUUAUUAUCCAAUAUUUGCCUUUUUUUGUUAAUUUUUCCCCGUCGAGUUCCGAGUUCGUCGAUUUUUUUCCAUCUCCGUCCGGUCGAAUUCCGCGAUUACCAGAAUUAUUGUAUUGUGACCUGCAAAAUAACAUCCCGUCGCCGCGAACGCAAUCGUGAUACAUCGGCUAUCUCGGAUUCCUCCGUAAGAGUAAAAUAAUAAGAGUGAAAUAAAUCGUCUGCUGAUCCAGAGUGGCCGCGAACGCUUUAUAUUAUACACAUUGUGCAAUCGGGGGACCAGCCUGUAUUUCCCGCAAAAUCGAUAUCCGGCGUUCCGUUUGAUUGUAAACAUGGCGUCGUCCAUUUUGUCCGUCAAUUUGAACAAAUGUUUUCAUCAUGCCGGAACAAAGUCUUUGAAUUCUUAUUCAAACUCCAUGAAUGUAUGGCACAGAUACCACCCAGCACAGUCGAAGCGAUCGAAACUAGAAGUUCGUGGGUUUGCUGCUGAAGAAAAGUCAAAGAUGCUGACAACGCUGGUGAUAUUAUUUAUAUUAGCGCUGAGAGGUACGUUUUGCCACGUUGUCUUGAGUUUGAAGACUGACCAAGCAAACACAACAAUCCAAUGUUCCUCCAACUCUGACAUCAUAUUCAAAUUUACCAAGGAUAAAACCAACGCAACUGUUACAAUCGCCGAGUGUGAAACGACCCUGAAAACCUGCUACUUGGUUGACAACUACCAUGCAGUUAACUACGCGACAUCCUUCACGGACGAUGGCGGAUUGUUAAAUGUGCUUAACAUAGGCGAAGACACGUACGGAACGUAUACGUGUUAUGAAACAUACAAUCUAGGCAGUUACAAACGAACCGAGUUAAAACCGCCGGUUAAAGUCAAAACCAAGCCUGUUACAGCCGAACCAGUUUGCAGAAACUGCCCAGAGUAUUCUACUGGAUCAGCUGCUAUGUGUUUGAAUGCCGUUGUGGUGGUGUUGACCUCACUUCAUCUCAUGCUGUACUGCGUAGAAAAACGAAAACGUGUAUCAAGGGUACUUCGUCGACGCUUCACAUGCUUUUCACAAAAGUCAUCGUUUAAUGAAAGUAUUCAGCUGGACGAAAUGGAAUCGGCUGAAAUGAGGUUCCCAUUGAUGCAUUAUCCAAUACGGCGCGACUUCGAGGCAACUGUACCGGUAUACCAUGUACGAGAAGGUUGGAAUUCCGUCUGUUAUCCGUAUCACACACGUCCUGGGUUUGAGAUGGGGCGGAGAUAUUCGCGUAGUCUGUUUAGAGAGGACCUCGACUUGGACUUGAGGCAAAGUUUAUUCCAAGACAAUGCUUGAUUGCCACUGUCUUGGGGUGAUCUACAAGAGCGACAAUGUAAUUGUGUGUUUUAUGUGCAUGACUGGCAGCUUAACUCCACUUUCAAUGUGUUCAUUUAAUAAAUACGCUUUCAGGUAAAUAUUUGUUGGGAAGAUCCCGAUAUAACUCUGAACGAGAUUUCAAAAGUGUUAUGUGAAUAGAUCUGUCAUGUUUACUGUAUUUUAUUCAAUUGUAUAUGCUUGCCAACUUGAAGCAUUCAAACAAUAUAAAGAAGCGAAACUCCAGCUGCUGGAACAGUAUUAUAUUCUCAUUAUGUACAAUUAGUUGGUCCUUUAUUUAUGGCAAAUGACCAAUUGCCUAAACAGUACUAAGUACAAAACUCUUAAAGCUAUUGGCGGCAAUUUAUAAAAUAACAAUAGUUGCUUGUUAGUUCGAUUUGGUCCUGUAUUGAAUUAGAAAAUAUGGUCGUAGAAGUAACUAAAACACAUACCCGUCAUCAAGCCGUGCUGGGAGUUGAGCUUUUUAUAUGUAUGCAGCUGUGUUGCCUUCAUUUUUAGGAACGCCACCCAAACAUUAUGGUUGAAAAACACGAAGCUUUUUUAUUUUUAUGUUUUACACAACGUAACGCGCUGUUUCUGUUAUUACACAAACGUAAUAACUCCACAUUCAAGUAAAAUAGUACACAAUUACAACGAAAUGUAAAUUUAAACAAAAAUUAUAUACACAUACUUGCGCACACGUUGUUAUUAUACAAUUUCUCUCCCGUUUCGAGGAUGGUAAAAGCAUGUUUCUUUCAAGAUGUCGCAUGCUAUCAACCCAAGAACUUACGUAUCCAUUUGGUCAUUUAAUUUCAUAGAACGGUAUAAAAUAAUGCUAUAUUUCACUAGUAUUCAAUGACGUAUAUCUAUAGUAUUUGUUUUCGCAAGUAUUAUAACAGCUUGUUAUACAUUUCUUGACGAUAUAUUUUUGUUUGUGAUUACGUUGUCUGUUUUUGUAUUUAUGUAUAAAUAAAGACUACAUAUAUGA